AUUGUCAGAAAGAUCUUUUAGUGUUUGGGAUUCUAUAGAUGUAGACCGGUGGUAUGUUUUUCGCUAGAACUGAGUUGGAUAUUAAUUAUGGGUGUUUUUAAAUUAAUAGUAGCGUUGUCUACUAUUAUAGCAACAAUCUCGACACUACCUUUGAGAAGUCAGACAUCACAUGAUUUAAUCGAAGAAAAUUUGAAAACGCAAGAAGAUUCAUUUACGAAUUUUAUAAUUCCCGAACAAACAAAUAUUAUUUUAGAAGAUGGACAUGAAAAUCGGAUCACAAGAAGAGUUAGCUCAACUAAAGAAACUGAAGAAGAUGAUGGAAUACAGUUGAGGAAUCUUGAAUCCAGCUCUAGGAACAAUCUAAGACCUGAUAUGACUGCAACAAGAUAUGAUAUUAAACUAACACCUAACAUAGGUGGUGGAACUUUUGCUGGGAUUGCGAGGAUUUCGGUGCAAGUUACUGAUGCCACGAUAGGAGAUGCUGUAAAGUUUCACUUUGAAGGUUUAACGGUAUCAUCCGUUAAAAGAAUUUCUGGUGGUACAUCAUCUGAUAUCAAUAAUGUAAACACUGAGGACGGGGUAAUAGAAAUUGAUACUGGUGUAGAAUCGACGUUACACGAUUUUGAAAUACAGUAUACGGGAACGUUAGCCUCAGCUGGAAUUGGAUUCUAUACAGGUGCCUAUGACGGAGAUUCAUAUGUGGCUAUGAAUCUUCACCCAACAAAUGCUCGACGGGUCUUCCCUUGUAUUGAUGAGCCUAAUAUACAAACGACAAUUUCGCUUACAUUCGCUGGACUUAAUUCAUACAAUCAUGUUAUAGCUAACUCCAAACGAUUAGCAGAGCAACCGAAUGCAAACGAACUUCAAUUCGAACCAUUACCAGGAACCCCUCAUCUUUGGGGUAUGAUAGCUCACAAUAUGAAUGCAGCCAACUUACCAACAUCACGAGUCAUCGUAUAUACGCGACCAGGCCGUAAUAGCGGAGACCAGCAGUCAAACGUGGCUAUAAGUAGUUAUUUUAACUUCUUCAAUAAUUUCACCGGGAAACCAUACGAGAAUAUAAUUGCCAAUCAGCAAGGCGAAUUGCAUAUAAUGGCUUUACCGGACGUUGAUCGCGAUUGGUAUGCGUUAUCGACAAUGGCGAUCUGGGAACCUUACAUCGUUAUAGAAGUGUCGGCAUCCGCCAAACAAAAGCAAAUUGGUUUCGUUGAAAUUGCCCAAGCAAUGGCAAGACAAUGGUUUGGAUAUGUCCUGGCUCCCACCAACUGGAGACAUCAAUGGGUUAUCACUGGCUUAGGUCGGUACACUGCAUAUGAGGCAGCUAGAGCGCUGGAGUCAAACCCUGACGAAAUAGCACGAAUAGAUAUGGACCAUGUCUUUGUAAGCGAUGUCAUUCAAGAGAGUUUACUAUACGAUUCAUACACGAAUGCCCUACCCUUACAAAUUAGUGCAGAUAUUUAUGAUGAAGAUGCUAUAAGAAACCAUAUCAAUGGCUUGCUCAAAACAAAAGCUCCAGCUAUCAUGAGAAUGUUGAGCUUAGUUCUCUCGCAAAACUCUGAAGUUGAUUACAUCCGCAACGCGGCAGCCACACUUUUUAAUACGGCGUCUUUAUCCAAUGUCAACUCCCGCAACUUUUAUGAUACACUUUCUACUGUUUGGGGUCAAGCUACACCUCUUAUAAACAAUGUCAUCGACUUUAUUGAACCGUGGAUUUUGAACAAUAAUUACCCUGUCGUUCGCAUUGAACAGCGGCAGGGUAGUGGUGUGAUUGUGACUCAGGAACGUUUUGGAUUUGCAUCUCGACCCCAAAUGAACUUCAUGAUACCAUUGAGUUUUACAACCCGAGUCAACCCCGAUUUUAACAAUAUUUAUCCAACUCAUUUGUUGGAGGCUUCAACAACCAUUUCUAUGGACCUUGGAGACGAGGACUGGGUUAUAUUUAAUGUUCAGGGUCAAGGUUAUUAUAGAGUCAAUUACGAUAAUGAAUUAUGGGAGAGGAUUAUAGAGGCUUUGGAAGACGAAGAACAACGCAAUAUUAUUCAUCCAAUCAACCGAGCUACCAUACUUGAUGACGCUCUUAAUUUGGCGAGAUCUGGAAGGGUAGAAUACUCUAUUGCGCUGCGAAUUGUUUUAACGCUAAAUCUUGAGACGGAGUAUGUUGUAUGGAAAGCAUUUGAUAGAAACAUGCACAUAUUGAGAAAUCAUCUCGAGGCACUUGUUGAUGGCGAUGAAGACUUGGAUCAAGAUAUCUAUCAGAGAGUCAUUCGUCGAAUAAUGAUGACAGCAGAGACUGAUCUAACAUUUACCCCCGAGUUAAACGUGAAUGAACGAGCUAUGCGAUCCCUGUCUCGAGGUCUGAUUAUGGAUAUUUCUUGUCGUGGAGGCUAUGAGCCUUGUAUUGCUGCAGCAGUUGACUUGUUUAGAAAUCCUACAGAUAAUACGGUUGUAAAUCCUAAUAUCCCUGCUGAUCUACACCCAGCGGUGUUCUGUACAAAUGUGAUGACUGGUGGAGAAGAAGAGAGGGAGCUACUCGAAGCUUAUUUGACUACUAUAAACAACCAGUAUGAGAGAGUCGUUGUACUCGAAUCACUGGCUUGUUCGCGCGAUGAUGCAUUUAUACAAUCCUAUCUAGCACAAGUUGCAGCAGAUAACAGUCCAUAUAAUAGUGAAGAGAAAACGCGAAUUAUUAUUGCAAUCAUCAAAUCCCACUUCCAGAAUGCAAAACGAGCAUUAGAUUUUAUAUCAAGGAACACGGCACAGAUAAGGAAUGCACUGGGAGGACCCGAGAAAUUGGAAGAAAUUUUAUACGCUUUGUCAAGAAAUAUUGCUAAUGGUGACAUGACAACUGAUUUCACAAAUUGGGUCAACUCCCUCCAUAGCAACCUGGACACGUCCUUGGUUAUCGCAGAAAGGCUUAGGGAUCAGGUGCAACAAGAUAUGGAUUGGAAUAGAGUAUAUUUGAACACUGUUUACGAAUGGAUAGAUGAAAACGAUGCACCUACCCUAGUAGGCUCUAUAGUUUUAUUAAGUCUAUCAGUUUUGAUGGCUUUAUUUAACUAACCAAUAUUAAUUAAUCAUAGAAUAUUUUUUUAAUCCUUAAAAUUUAGUUUAAUAGUUUAUUGGGGUGAAAAUUAUUUUUUAAAAUUUUACGUAGGUUAAAGAAAACACUAAACUAUUAAAAAGAUAGUUUAAUAGUUUUUCAAUUAAUAUAAGGCAAAAAAUGUUUGCCAGAUAUCGCAUCUAAGUUAUCUAAGUAACUAGAUUGUUUGAUUAAAGAAAAUAUUUUUAAUUUAUUAUUUUUGUACACGUCAUUAUUGCACAAAGUGAAUUAUAGUAAGUUUGAAUAAUUUUAAUUGUAUUUAAGAAAUAUAUUGUUAGGUAAGUUAUAAGUUUGGUGUAUGGGUAGU
Pieris rapae (cabbage white) is the source of this 3407-nucleotide messenger RNA. RefSeq names its product aminopeptidase N. Gene Ontology annotation, biological process: proteolysis; peptide catabolic process. The record is from RefSeq and is a predicted model, not a curated record. Gene Ontology annotation, cellular component: cytoplasm. Lineage: Eukaryota; Metazoa; Arthropoda; Insecta; Lepidoptera; Pieridae. Gene Ontology annotation, molecular function: zinc ion binding; metalloaminopeptidase activity; peptide binding. The coding region runs from base 88 to 3060 and encodes 990 amino acids. The transcript has 14 exons.